This is a messenger RNA of Frankliniella occidentalis (western flower thrips), 1372 nucleotides long. Its product is annotated as cathepsin B. The record is from RefSeq and is a predicted model, not a curated record. Lineage: Eukaryota; Metazoa; Arthropoda; Insecta; Thysanoptera; Thripidae. Bases 167 to 1186 code for a protein of 339 amino acids. The transcript has 4 exons. Gene Ontology annotation, biological process: regulation of catalytic activity. Gene Ontology annotation, molecular function: cysteine-type endopeptidase activity. Gene Ontology annotation, cellular component: lysosome.
UGUACCUGGCCUAUCUGAAGAGGCCCAUCUGCACUCGUCACGUCGAACAUGAUGCGCAGUGACGGCAGAUGGCGAGCGAGAUUAUAUAGGGCGAGGGGAGGGCGCAUUUGAAAGCUUUCAGCCCAUCAUCGGUGCUGAAGCUGCAACGUUCUCCGCGACACUAGCCAUGAUGAAACUGACGGUCGUGCUGCUCGCGGCCCUGCUGGGCCUCGCGGCCGCCCGCACCUCCAUGCCACACCACCCUCUCUCGGAGGCGGCCAUCAACCACAUCAACUCACAGCAGUCCACCUGGAAGGCCGGGCGCAACUUCGCACCCGACAUCUCCAUGAACUACAUCCGCAGGCUGUUGGGUGCCCGCCGUGGCCCCAAGCCCGCGGAACUUCAGCUCCCGACCCUGGAGGUGAGCGAGGAGGACCUCCUCGGCGACAACAUCCCCAAGACCUUUGACGCCCGUGAGCAAUGGCCCAACUGCCCUACCAUCAGCGAGGUCAGGGACCAGGGCUCCUGCGGAUCCUGCUGGGCUUUUGGCGCCGUUGAGGCCAUAUCCGACCGUAUCUGCGUCGCCUCCAAGGGCCGCGUCAAGCCCCACCUCUCCGCCCAGGACCUGCUGACCUGCUGCUACUCCUGCGGCGACGGCUGCAACGGUGGCUGGCCCGUCGAGGCCUGGCAGUACUGGGUGCGCUACGGCAUCGUGACCGGCGGCAACUACAACACCUCCGUGGGCUGCCUGGACUACUCCAUCGAGCCCUGCGAGCACCACACCACCGGAGACAGGAAGCCGUGCGGCGGCGAAGAGGGCACCACCCCCCGCUGCGCGCGCAAGUGCCAGAACUCGAGCGUCAACUACCGCAAGGACCGCCACUACGGCAAGAAGGCCUACCAGGUCUCUGGCGUUGCGGCCAUCCAGAAGGAGAUCAUGACCAACGGACCCGUCGAGGUCGACUUCGACGUGUACGCCGACUUCCCCAACUACAAGUCCGGCGUCUACCAGUUCCUUACCGGAGAGUACCUGGGCGGCCACGCUGUGAGGCUGCUUGGCUGGGGCGAGGAGAACGGCGUCCCCUACUGGCUCAUCGCCAACUCCUGGAACAGCGACUGGGGUGACAAGGGAUUCUUCAAGAUCAGGAGGGGCACCAACGAGUGCGGCAUCGAGUCUGAUGUCGUCGCUGGCAUCCCCAAGCUGUAAUCGCAUCCCCGACCUGCCUACGCGUCAUCUGUCGUCAAUAACGCCGACCUUCGCCCCCACUCGGGACCAAAUGGUUGACAACACUUUGCGAUGACUUGCUUGUUAAAGACCCUUGGCGACCUACUGUCCAUCUCAUGUACCAAAGAGUAUCGAGUGUUUAAAUAAAGAAAAUGCUCAAAAUCAGUA